Messenger RNA from Solanum verrucosum, 1472 nucleotides. Its product is annotated as patellin-4. The transcript is spliced from 4 exons. The record is from RefSeq and is a predicted model, not a curated record. Gene Ontology annotation, molecular function: lipid binding. Lineage: Eukaryota; Viridiplantae; Streptophyta; Magnoliopsida; Solanales; Solanaceae. The coding region runs from base 19 to 1443 and encodes 474 amino acids.
UGUUAUUUAUCAAUCAACAUGACUGUUGAGGUGCAAUGUGAGGCAACUCAAGUAGCUGAAGUAUUUGUUCCACAAGAGGAAUUAGUGGCUGCUAACAAGGUUGUAGAGGAGGUUGAGGUGAAUGAGAAAGUAAAAAAAGAUGAAGAAGAGGAAUCCAAGCCUAAUACAAUUGAAAAGAGCUCUUCUUAUAGAGAAGAGAGCAACUUCCUCUCUGAUCUCAAAGAGAAUGAAAGAAAGGCAUUGAAUGAGCUGAAAUCUAUAGUUGAGGAGGCCAUUCUUGGAAACACUCUCUUCAAAAAAGAAGAGACCAACAAGGCUCCCGAGGAAGAGGGAAAGAAUGAGGAAAAUCGCGAUACGGUAGAGGGGAAAGAAGAGGAGAAGGAGGGUGAUUUGGAUGUUGUUGAAGUGGAUAGAGAGAUUUCUAUUUGGGGUGUACCCCUUUUGCCUAGCAAAGGGGAUGAGAAAACCAAUGUGGUUCUAUUGAAAUUCUUGAGAGCAAGGGAUUACAAAGUGAAUGAAUCUUUCAAAAUGCUCAAGAAAACACUCCAAUGGAGGAAGGAUUUUAACAUCCAAUCUAUCUUGGAGGAAGAUUUGGGCUCAGAUCUUGCUCCAGCUGCUUACAUGAGUGGGGUUGAUAACCAAGGACACCCUAUUUGUUACAACAUUUUUGGGGUUUUGGAUGAUGAAGAGAUUUAUAACAAGACUUUUGGGACGGAGGAGAAACGGAACCAGUUCUUGAGGUGGAGAGUUCAGUUAAUGGAGAAGGGUAUUCAGCAGCUUGAUUUCAAGGCUGGAGGUGUUAGUUCACUGCUUCAGAUAAAUGAUCUGAAGAACUCCCCUGGACCGUCUAAGAAAGAAGUCCGGGUUGCUACCAAACAAGCCGUUGAUCUUCUUCAGGAUAACUAUCCUGAAUUUGUUGCCAAAAAUAUAUUCAUCAAUGUUCCAUUUUGGUAUUAUGCCGUCCAUUCUCUGCUGUCGCCUUUCCUAACGCAAAGAACCAAAAGCAAAUUCGUAUUUGCUCGCCCUGCUAAGGUCACUGAGACCUUGCUCAAGUACAUUCCAAUCCAUGAAAUCCCUAUUCAAUAUGGUGGACUCAAGAGGGAGAAUGAGUUUGAGUUUUCAGUCUCCGACUGUGAAGCUUCGGAGAUUCUCCUUAAAGCUGGAUCAACUGAAACUAUUGAAAUACCUGCAGUAGAUGUGGAAAGUACAUUUAUCUGGGAUGUUACGAUUGUGGGUGGAGAAGUGAGCUAUAAGGAGGAAUUUGUGCCAGAGGAUGAGACUUCUUACACUAUUAUCAUUCAGAAGGACAAGAAGGUGAGCUCGACAAUUCGCAACACAUUCAAGAACACUGAAACAGGAAAGGUUGUGCUGACAAUCAAGAACUCUUCAAGCAAGAAGAAGAAGGCGUUUUACCGACACAAGAUCAAGAAAUCAACAAUUUGAGAUGAGCAAGUUUUCUACUUUGAGUGAAG